Molecule: messenger RNA, 601 nt
Organism: Cicer arietinum (chickpea)
Lineage: Eukaryota; Viridiplantae; Streptophyta; Magnoliopsida; Fabales; Fabaceae
Product: agamous-like MADS-box protein AGL62
Biological process (GO): regulation of transcription by RNA polymerase II
Molecular function (GO): protein dimerization activity; DNA-binding transcription factor activity, RNA polymerase II-specific; RNA polymerase II cis-regulatory region sequence-specific DNA binding
Source: RefSeq, a predicted model, not a curated record
UCUUUCUUUCUCUUUGAAAAAAUUAUCAAUGGUUUCUUCAAAUGGAAACAGCACAACAACAAAACCCAAGAGAAAAAUUGACAUCAAGAAAAUAGAACAAUUGAACAAGUUACAAGUGAGCUUCUCAAAACGUAAAUUAAGACUCUUCAACAAAGUUACCGAACUAUCCAUUAUGUGUCAGGCAAAAACCGCAAUGAUCAUCACUUCACCAAACGAAAAACUCUAUGCAUGUGGUUAUCCAAAUUCUGACUCCGUCAUUAACCAAUUUAUCGCUUCGGAAAACAACGUUGUUAUCGACAACGAAAAAAAAAAACAAGAUGAGGAAAUAUUUGAAACACUAAGGUUUCAAUACGAGGAACUUCAAGAAAAGUUGAAAGAAGAGAAGAAUAUUUUAUUAAAAGAGAGAAAUAAAGGUGAUGCAUGUUUUACUUCUUGGUGGAAUCAUUCUAUUGAUGAUAUGUCUUUUGAAUCUCUUGAAAAAUUUAAGAACUCUUUAGAAAAUUUGAAGCUUAAUAUAGUUACAGCUUUAGAAGAAAAAAGAGUUAACUCGAUCUAUUCAACUCAACCACACCAAGAACGUAUCAAGCUAUUAAAAUCUUGA